Messenger RNA from Tricharina praecox, 344 nucleotides. RefSeq lists its product as uncharacterized. NCBI's taxonomy places the organism in Eukaryota, Fungi, Ascomycota, Pezizomycetes, Pezizales, Pyronemataceae. The coding region runs from base 52 to 225 and encodes 57 amino acids. The transcript has a single exon. The record is from RefSeq and is a predicted model, not a curated record.
GCUGAGUACCCGCCAACGCUCGAGUGGGAGAGUGGUAUGUAAAUUGGAAAUAUGUUGUAUUUGGCUGGCUUGCUGGCUUGGUGGGAUUGGAUUGGAUUGGAUUGGAUUGGUACAUAUUAUUCGCUUCUCUGCAGUAGGGUGGGGUGUGGUGUGGGGGUGUGGGGUGUGCUUUUCGGUGGAUGGCUGGGUUAUGGAACUGGAACUGGAACUGGAAGUGUAAAAUAGAAGUUGACGGUGUCGGUGUUGGGGAGUUUUGAAUGUGCAUGUUGUACUUUACAUCAUGAUAUGUAACAUACCUAGUGUAGUGUACUAUAGACUGGCUACUGGCGGUGGUAGGAUUCACA